GAGGGGCGCAAACUGAUGACGCGCAAGCGCGCGCUGUGAGCUGAACAGCAUGGCGUCGGUGGCACUAAGCGAAGCUGAGAAGGUUUACAUCGUUCAUGGAGUACAGGAAGACCUUCGGGUAGAUGGCCGUGGCUGUGAGGACUACCGAUGUGUUGAAGUAGAGACUGAUGUAGUGUCUAACACCAAUGGGUCUGCCCGAGUCAAGCUGGGUCAUACAGACAUCUUGGUGGGAGUGAAAGCAGAAAUGGGGACACCGAAGCUGGAGAAACCAAAUGAAGGCUACCUGGAGUUCUUUGUUGACUGUUCAGCCAAUGCUACCCCAGAAUUUGAGGGGCGAGGAGGUGAUGACCUUGGCACAGAGAUCGCUAACACCCUCUACCGGAUAUUUAACAACAAGAGCAGCGUAGACCUGCAGUCGCUCUGCAUCAGUCCUCGGGAGCACUGCUGGGUUCUCUGUGUGGAUGUGCUGCUGCUGGAAUGUGGUGGGAAUUUGUUUGAUGCUAUUUCCAUUGCUGUGAAGGCUGCUCUCUUCAAUACGAGGAUACCAAGGGUUCGUGUUCUGGAGGAUGAAGAGGGGGCAAAGGACAUUGAACUGUCUGAUGAUCCUUAUGACUGCAUCCGACUGAGUGUGGAGAAUGUCCCCUGCAUUGUCACCCUGUGCAAGAUUGGCUGCCGGCAUGUGGUGGAUGCCACACUUCAAGAGGAAGCCUGCUCCUUGGCCAGUCUGCUAGUGUCAGUGACCAGCAAGGGAGUUGUGACGUGCAUGAGGAAGGUGGGGAAGGGAAGCCUGGAUCCUGAGAGCAUCUUUGAGAUGAUGGAGAGCAGCAAGCGAGUGGGCAAGGUGCUACACAUGUCCUUGCAGAGCAUUCUACACAAGGAAGAAAGCCUGGGGCCCAAGAGACCGAAAGUCGGGUUCCUGGGAUGAUUUGUCAUCACUCCUGUGGUGGACAUUGGUUAUUUCACUUCUCCAAUGAGACUGGUUUGUAUAUAUUUUUCUUAAUUGUUAAAAUGUUAAGUCAACAUUUGUACGUGUGAAAAUAAAGUCUUUUUUCUGGUUUGGUUUGGUAUUA
This is a messenger RNA of Peromyscus leucopus (white-footed mouse), 1070 nucleotides long. It is a transcript of the gene Exosc7, whose product is annotated as exosome component 7. The coding region runs from base 50 to 925 and encodes 291 amino acids. NCBI's taxonomy places the organism in Eukaryota, Metazoa, Chordata, Mammalia, Rodentia, Cricetidae. Gene Ontology annotation, cellular component: cytoplasmic exosome (RNase complex); nuclear exosome (RNase complex). The transcript has 8 exons. Gene Ontology annotation, biological process: nuclear mRNA surveillance; U1 snRNA 3'-end processing; TRAMP-dependent tRNA surveillance pathway. The record is from RefSeq and is a predicted model, not a curated record.